Molecule: messenger RNA, 3690 nt
Organism: Synchiropus splendidus (mandarinfish)
Lineage: Eukaryota; Metazoa; Chordata; Actinopteri; Syngnathiformes; Callionymidae
Gene: tnfrsfa
Product: tumor necrosis factor receptor superfamily, member a
Exons: 10
Coding region: 181-1527 (448 amino acids)
Biological process (GO): positive regulation of apoptotic process; TRAIL-activated apoptotic signaling pathway
Cellular component (GO): plasma membrane; cell surface
Molecular function (GO): protein binding
Source: RefSeq, a predicted model, not a curated record
CUGGCUCUCUCCAGUCGCUCCGAGUCCCUGCCGUCUGCCGGACGUUCCGAGCGUCGUCGGUGAGCAGCGACCGAAACACAUGAGCCGGACUGAAAGACUCCGUCCCUCCCUGCUGAGUUCGUCUCUGUCCGUGGUGAUUUACCUGCGAGUCCGCCGCGCUCUCGUGACCAAGUGCCCAAGAUGAGGUCCGAUCCGGAGGUCGGGAAACUCUCAGUGCUGCUGGCCGGGCUUCUCAUGAGUCUGCUGUGUGGGGCGGCGGAGCCACCAGCGGCCCAGUGGGCCGGGGACGACCACAGGAACGCCACCCUGCGGCGGCACAAGACCUGCGUGGAGAACGAGCAGUACCUGCAUCAGGGGCUGUGCUGCCUCAACUGCCAGGCCGGAACCUACGUGCACAAGGCCUGCGAGAGAGACCUGGAGCCGGGGACGUGCCUGCCCUGCGAGCGAGGGCAGACCUACACCGAACACCCCAACGGCAUGAACCGAUGCCUGGCGUGCAGCCCCUGUCGCUCAGACGAAAUCGAAAUAGAGGCCUGCACCACCACAACAGCCACCAGAUGUCAGUGCAAACCCGGGACCUUCUGUGUGCCGGAGCAGGCCUGCGAAGUCUGCAAGCGCUGUGCCAAGUGCAAGUCCGGGGAGGAGAUGGUGAAGGAGUGUACGCCGUAUUCCAACACCAUUUGUCGCAAGCGGGACGUCUCCCCGCCACAGACGUCGUCGGCACCCUCCACACCGACGCCGGCCAACUCCAGCAACAUCGUUGUUCCGGUGGUUAUCAUCUUCAUCGUCCUGGCCAUCGUGGCGGCGCUCGCUCUGAUGGCGUGGUGGUUUGGCAUCAAGAAGAACUCGUGCCAAAUGCCAUCAGGUGUGAAGAGUCACAGCGAUCCCCACGAGAUUGUCAAGAUUCCAAUCGACGAGAGCAGUCCGACGCCAGAGGAGCAGCAGAACAGCCAGAACGCCGGCCUGGAGGGCGAGGAGUCCCGGCCGGAGUCUCGCCCGCUGCUGCAGGAGACUCAGCCGGGGAUGACCAAGGCCUCGCCCCCCAUGGAGGACGAGGACCGAGGCCUCGGGGACAGCCUGCCCAACACCACCAGCUCGUCCCAGACCAGCCUGUCCGCCCUGCCCACGGCCGCUUCCUCCGGCAACACGCCGCAGCAGAGCCCUGCCGCCGUCAGGCUGCCCUCCGCCAUCUUGGACGAUCCUCUGCAGCAGCGGCUGGUGCCAGUGCAAGGGUCGGAAUCCUCCUUGAAGAAGAGCUUCGAUUUGUUUGACGAGUAUUUGGACGUACGGAUCCACAACAAGUUCUUCCGUUUGAUCGGAGUCAGCGACAACCAAAUCCGCAUCGCAGAAAGCGGCACGUCGGGCGACAAGGUCUACGAACUGCUGAAGAACUGGAUGCAGCGGCAGGGCCUGAAGGCCGACAUCAACGACUUGUUGGACGCUCUGCUCAGCUUGGACCAGCGCCGCUCGGCGGAGAACAUCGCCACCAAGGCGCUGCAGCGAGGCUACUACAAACACGCUCGCUGAGCGACAGCGGGCCAGCCACCACUGAAGGACCCAGCGGCGCCUGCGCCGCAUCGUUCACCGGCCGCGCUCCUAAAGCCAGUAGACGAUUGAAAACUUUUAAAAAGGGGAACUUUUGACGAUCGGAGCUCCGUGGACUCUGGGACGUGACCGUGACGAUGAAGAAAAGAAACUUUUUUUUUUCAAAUAGUUUCGCAAACAUGAAGGUGCGACACGACGUGGCGAAGAGAGAGGAGCACAUACACUGGCUGCACUGACCGCUGGCACAUGAACCGCCGUCCAGAUUCCCCAAACGCUCGUCCAGUGUCCAGAAAUCACAUGUUCCAACCUCCACGUUAUUUAUCGACAUAUUUAUUGUUGACUAUUUAUAGAAAGGCCAACUACCCUGGAGUGCGAGCGCAGUUACUGUAUCCCGCAGAAGAUUCUGGCGCUGCGCUCACCGUGCACAUUGACCUGCUGACCGCGCAGAAUAGAAGAGGCCUUCAUGGAGUCCGGUCUCUGAAAGACGGCUUUUUGAAAGCCCGAUUCAAGAUCAAACUUGAGGGUGAAAUGCUCGCCGCGCUAACCCUCUCCGCACUGCUGCAUCAAUCAUUUCAGUGGUCUUGUUGAAGCAUAAAGCAGGGGAAAAUAGAAGGUCAUGGGUUCAACUCUUAACAGUCAACACAGUUGAAUCCAUAUAACAAAAAGCUCCUGCACUUUUGACUCGCCACGGAUCGGAGGGUGAAGUGAAAAAUCACAGCACGUACAUGUAACGAGAAGGUCAACUGGUCGAUUCCCGUCAGACACGGUUUCUCCGACUCGUACUGAGACAUGUAACACGAUUAAAAUUCUUCACAGACGCAACUCAAAAAGAGACAGUGGUGUUUUGUUGACAGUCGAAAAAGGUCGCUAGUUCAAACCCCGAGGGCCGACACAGAAGAGUUCCUCUCAGUGAAGGGUGGGUGAGGUUUCAUGAAGCAGUGUCCUGCUUUCCAGAGGCCACCAGAUGGCGCUGUCGGCUGUAAAAUGUUUGGACUUGAACAACUCAUUCAAUGAAACCUCACAUCAUUUCUUAAACUAAGAGCGCCAUCUCGUGGCCUCUAUAAAGUUAGGGCACUGUUUCAUCAACCCUGCAGUACGGUUUCAUGACACCUCAUCUAGUUUCCGUGCUUUAAAAACCUAUUUAACUAAUAACCUACAUACCUUAGACAGUGAGGUCUCAGGUCAAGAUCGCGGUUUCAAUCCCACCUUGGCAACAUCUUACCCUGCUAUCGAGGAUCAUGGGUCACAAAUGCUUGGAAACUGAAUGCUACCAGAUCAAUGCUCAGAUGUGCGGAGACAAUCAUGUCAACAAAAGGUUCGAUUCCAGUGAAAAUAGCAGUGUCACAGGUUCCAACCCGACAUUCUGACACUGGAUUUGCAAGCUUCAGACGGCGUGAUCACCAUGUUGUCAGUCACCAGAUGGUUGAAUUCUCCCCAGUUAAAGCGAGGCUCUUGCUCAGCGGUCCUGCAGACGCUUUUUCGGCGCUCGAGCGGACAACAUUUGAUUCCUCAUGACUGCUUGUAUUGUACAUAAGAGCGUGUAUUUAUAAUGGCUGGGCUGUCGUGGGUUCCAGUCCUCGCCGAUGAUUUGAAAGCAGGUUCUCUGCAGUGACCGGCGUGUGGAGGACAGAGUUGUAAUACUACAGUGCUGGCACUGACCACGACACAAUCUCCAGGGACGAUCAACACAAAUCUGUUUCCUCCUGUUACUUGUACGUUUCCUGAAGGGGAACAGCCGGUGGUUUCACAGCGUCACAGUUUCCGUCAUUUCAGCCGCAGAGAUUGUCGCGGAAGUGUCAAAAAUGUUUUUAUUGUACAUUUCAACAUGAAUAUUUUGUACAGAGAUUGUCAUGGUUUGACUGUUCUUUUCCACAGUAGAGAUUAAAGUUGUUCAAGUAAAGGCUGGUGUGUGUUGGAAUGUAACCAUGAGGGGGCGCUGUUGCUGCUAUAUCCAUGCCAGCCAUCCAUGACAUGAUUCAAAUCCCUUCAUCAGUCCACACCGGUCACAUGGAAAUGAAGCUUCAGGACACAGUUUACUUACCGCCAGGUGGCGCUCUUUAAUGAUCUUACGGUUUGUAUGACUAUUUUGAUGAGGAUGACGCUCACAUGCCAAAGGUGGACAUUUAUGUGGAGACAUCCUGUCAU